GGGGAGUUAGUUCAAUGAUAAGAGCUUCUGCCCCGCCGAUUACUCGAUCUUAUCGCUUCAUCCGCAAUUUCUCCCCCCACCUCAUUCUUCUCUAUCUACUUUGCUCCCUUCUAUCUUCUAUAUUAUUCUACUCUACUCUACUUAGUCCCUUCUCCUUCCUAUCACCCUCUAUCUCCUCAUCUACCAGCAACCAUCCAUUCAGAUCAAUUCACCCAUUUUCCCUACAUACAAACCCCAUCACCAUCACAACACCAUCCCCAGACCUGCUUUCCACCUCCAUCAAAACCGGGUCCCUCCCCAAUUCCAACCCCACCAGAACCACCCACUCACUUCCACCGGGUCGGAGCUCUCCGACACCCCUCGUCGCCCUCUUCCGACCACCACAACUACAAUCCUUUUAUGUAACAGCCGAAGAGGGGGGGGAGGGAAAUCCAACAUCAAGUCAAUUCCAAUCCAAUUCACCCGGAUAGUCCUCGUCUCUACGCAUAUGACUCACACCUCUACCACCACUACAUAUCCGAUCGGAGAAAUAAGCGGGAGUGACAGCAAAGCGAAAGCGAGCAAUAACCCAACUGGGGCAUAAGUAACUGGGGAAUUAACGGAGCCGGCUCGCUCGGCUCUCGGACACCGCCUCCCCCCCUUCCUUUCUAACUCGCAUGUGCAAUGGAAUCAAUGGAACAAUAGGCAUGCAAUAUUUAGAGUUGAUUCUGCUGUCGCGUGCCCAAUGUACGACCUGAGUUGGUGAUGAUUGUACUCCCUUCGGUGCUUGGGUUGGGUUUGGUUUCCCCUGGGACCCGUACGAGUGGGUGUGCUGGACUGGAACGGCACGUUACCGUUGCAAUGGGGCUAGCUUGUUCAAUUGGGUUGGGUUACAUGCUUGACGUCGAGGGGAAGGAGUGCUAAUUUGGUGCUACUGCGGCUAGACUAGAUGGCGUGCAUUGGGUGCGUGAACGUGUUCCCUUCGAGAUCUGAGUACGUACAGGGCUGGUCAAGGAAUAAUGGGCACUAAGAGGCCCGACAGCAGAGGAGAAAAACAACAACGAAUUAGACAGAGAGAGAGAGAGGAAAUAACAUUUAGAUGCAAGUGUCCAGCAGGCUAAAAAGAAAGAUGAAGAACAAGAACAAGAACAAGAAUGAGA
Messenger RNA from Aspergillus welwitschiae, 1139 nucleotides. RefSeq lists its product as uncharacterized. The coding region runs from base 15 to 470 and encodes 151 amino acids. Lineage: Eukaryota; Fungi; Ascomycota; Eurotiomycetes; Eurotiales; Aspergillaceae. The record is from RefSeq and is a predicted model, not a curated record. The transcript has a single exon.